AUCCGCUGGGCUGGCGGGAGGUGCGGCGGGGCGCGGAGGCGGGGCGGGGAGGAGAGGAGAGAGGCCCCGCGCGGGGAGGACCGCUAAGUGCCAGAUGUUUGGCAGCGGUCGGGGAGGAAGUCGCUGCCGGGGCCCUGAGUCCCGCCCGAGCCGCGCCGGAGCAGGUAGGGCCGCACCAUGGCCCGCACGGCUCCCCCGACAGUGCCGCCGCCCCCGGGGCCGUCGGCCCGCGGCUCCCUCAGCCUCCAUCGCGCCUACCUCCGGAGCCCGCUGGGCCUGCUACGCCUGGGGCAGCUGGCUCUGGGCGCUGCCUUCUGGGUGACGGUAGCGGCUCAUAAAUACGAGGGGGCGGCCCACUUCGCUCUGUUUGCCGCCGUCCUGGUCUGGCUCCUCACCCUGGCCCUCUUCGGGCUGAGCCUGCUGGGGCGCUGGGAGCUGGUCCCCUGGCUGGGCUCCCGCUGGCUGCUCACCAACCUGGUGCACGACCUGGCCCUGGGUAUGGGGCUCUACGCAGCUGCCACCGGCAUCAUGGGUCACAAGGCCAAACAGAGGAGCUUUUGCAACCUGCCGGGCUACAGCCAGCACUGCCUGUACAGUGCCUACCUGAGCGCCUCCAUCUGCGGGGGCAUCACUGCCUGCCUGUACCUCUUCUCUGGGCUCUACUGCCUGUCACGGCGUUGCCAGGACCAGCAAGACAUCAUCUAAGAUCCUGUGCCACUUGGCUCCCCUUCUCAGCCGCAGACAGGACACAGCCUGUCUUUGGGAUGAAACAACCCAGCCACCCCAUCCCCUCCUGGUUGACUGCACUGCAAUUCCUCCAGAGACUCCUGCACAGAUGGAUGGAAAGACAGAGGCCUUCGCCAAGCACGGCUUUCCCUGCAGCGCACCGAGACAGCAUGGACACCGAGCCACUGCACAGGCCCUUCUCCCACCCCUGGACAGACGUAGGUUACUGCAAGUGGAAGGACCCAAAUGGAGAGUCCCUAAGAGGGAUACCAAUCUUUGGGAGCCCCCGUAGGACUCAAGCAAAAAUCCCCUGCCCCUGGUCUUGCAGAUGCUGCAUGCUCAGAGAGGUUUGUGGCUCCAAGCCACCCAGAGCCACUGGACCAGCCCUGGGGCCAGGCUAAUCCAAAAGGGACAGAAACAGCCUUGCUGAUGGUUCUGGACACCAGCCUGCAGCCCUGCCUGUCUCUGCCGCACUUGGAUUACCGUCCUGGAAAAUUUUCAUCUCUGGACUCUCUGGGACUGGGCAGUGCCUGGAAGCUGUGGUGAGGUGGAGGGGAAGGGUGAGCAUUGCAGCACGGCAGCGCUAGGCUGUGCUGGCACUCUGGCCAUGGGGGAGCUGGGGCCAGGCAUUGUGGGAGCACAACCUGUCUUGGAGAACAGAAGAAGAGACUGACACUGGAGCCAGCCCAGCCCUGGAUCAGCUUCCACAACCAACCAGGUGCCAAGCUCUGAGAAGGCCAUUUAGGGCUGACUAGAGAAAUGGGCAGCCAGAGACAGAAUUUUUGUAGCAACACCGUACUAGGGCUGCCCUGCCACAAGCCCUCCUCACCCUGCCUGGAGGCAGGUCCUCUCUAUCGCUCCCAGUGCAAGGAAGGCUCUGCUCCAGUCUCUGUGUAGACUCAAGUCAGUGAGACGUGUAUCCCCAGCAGCUGGCCAUAGCUGCUGUUGCCUGGGGUUCCUGGAGUCUUUUUUUGUGGUGGAGAGCAGCAGUCGUGAUUCCCCUGGGGGCUUGAAGGGGUCUGGGUUUGGUACUGGGUCACCACUUCCAUCAUGAUAUCCACUGUACCAGCGGAUACCCCAUCAUGCUCAGGGGCUCUGCCGAGCCCCAGGCCAUGUACCCCUUCCCUGGGCAGGACAUGCUGUCUGUGCCCUGUGUCAAGGCUGGUCCCUGACACCACCUGCCUCUGCCUUACUCUGGUGCAGCCCUUGGCCUAGGCUGUCCAAAAUGCCCUCGGUGCUUCUGCCACCAUGAGUGCCUUCUCCUGGCUUUCUGCAGCCCUGUCUGUCACACCAGCUCUAUCCUCCUAGACCCUCCUUUUAGGUGCCAAUGGAUUCACCUUCCAAAUAAAGCAAUAUUGGCGUUCA
This is a messenger RNA of Hirundo rustica (Barn swallow), 2091 nucleotides long. RefSeq names its product MARVEL domain containing 1 (gene MARVELD1). Lineage: Eukaryota; Metazoa; Chordata; Aves; Passeriformes; Hirundinidae. The transcript has 2 exons. The record is from RefSeq and is a predicted model, not a curated record. Gene Ontology annotation, cellular component: membrane. Bases 178 to 705 code for a protein of 175 amino acids.